AUGAGCACCAUUAAAAUUGAAGGCCCGGUCCUCAUACUUGGCGGUUGCGGCUUCUUAGGACACCAUCUCGUCCGAGAAUUUGUUCGCGCAAGCCCAACCUCCCAGAUUGUCGUCGUCGACGCAAACACUGAGCGCAAUCGAAACGCAUCGGCGACCUAUUUCACAGCCGACAUCCUCCAACCCGACAAGUUGGCCCAAAUAUUCCAAGACGUGCAACCCCAAGUGGUGCUGCACACGAUCUCGCCCUCCCCCUUCGAAGUCAAUCAUGCACUGCUAGAACAAGUCAAUGUAGUCGGGACACAAAACAUACUCGAAUGCACUAAAGCUGUCGGCACCGUUCGCGCACUAGUAUACACAUCUAGCUCCUCCGUGGUGCACAACCAGCGCUCGCCCAUGGUCGAAGCAACCGAGGACCAGCCCGUGCUCUUUCAUCCCAACCAACCCGAAUACUACUCGCACACUAAAGCUAUCGCAGAGAAGAUGGUGCUAGCUGCGAACCGCGAGAAUGGCCUGCUGACUGCUGUAGUCCGACCGGCUGCACUGUACGGUGCUGGUGACACCAUCAUGACUACCAACGUCACGCAGCAAGCGCUCAGUGGUCGCGCUAACAUCCAGUUCGGAUGCCAGUCUUACCUCUACGACACGUGCUACGUAGAGAACUGCACUUAUGCGCAACUGCUACUUGUGAAAGCGCUGCUUGAUGCUUCUUCUUCGGCGCCAUUAUCCGCAGACAAGAAGAUCGAAGGAGAAGCCUUCUUCGUCACAAACGACGAGCACGUUCCUUUUUGGAACAUCGCUAGAAUUGUUUCCGAGCUCCUCGGGACACCCGUCAAGGAUGAGCAAGUAAAGCGUAUCCCGAUUUGGCUUGUUAGUAUGCUGGCGUGGAUGGCCUCUUGGCUCUAUUGGGUCUUUUCGCUUGGCCACAGACAGCCCAAGCUUACUCCAUGGGUAAUUCGUCUCUUGACCAUGGAGCGGACGCUUUGUAUAGAUAAGAUUAAGACGAGGUUGGGAUACAGGCCACUGUUUACAAAUAGACAGGGGUGGAAGAAGUCGCUCGAGUGGGCUGUGGAGUAUGUGAAGGCUGACAAGGAGGGAAAGACAGCGUAG
Molecule: messenger RNA, 1107 nt
Organism: Alternaria arborescens
Lineage: Eukaryota; Fungi; Ascomycota; Dothideomycetes; Pleosporales; Pleosporaceae
Exons: 1
Coding region: 1-1107 (368 amino acids)
Biological process (GO): steroid biosynthetic process
Molecular function (GO): 3-beta-hydroxy-Delta5-steroid dehydrogenase (NAD+) activity
Source: RefSeq, a predicted model, not a curated record